UAGGACCACUCCCAUGGCAUAUGGAGGUUUCCAGGCUAGGGGUCUAAUCGGAGCUACAGCUGCCAACCUACACCACAGCCACAGCAACUCGAGAUCCCAGGCACAUCUGCAACCUACACCACAGCUCACAGCAACGCCGGAUCCUUAACCCAUUGAAUGAGAAUAGGGAUCGAACCCACAACCUCAUAGUUCCUAGUAGGAUUCCUUUCUGCUGCACCACGCCGGGAACUCCAUCAAAUCUGCAUUUCUGAAAGACCAUUCCAGUGGGGAGAAGGAGGAAAGCCAGGAAGCUGGGAGAGCCGUGGGGAGGCUGCUGCAGUGAGGCAUGGAGAGAACACGGCACCCUGGAUGAGGAAUGCUGGCAAUGGGUGGGGAGAGGUGGGUUUAAGGGGCAUUAGGAGGAAAAAUCAGCAGAACUUGGUGGCAGGUUGGAUGUGGGGAGAAAGGGGCAGGGAGUUAAGGAGGACCCUCCGGGACUUGGCUUGGACUGGGCGAAUGGCCAGAUAAACCAGUGCAGGUUGGAGCACUCUCCGGGCUGGACUCCCCAGGAGGACAGGCUCCUUGCAGAAAGACAAUGAGCUUAGUUUUGAACAAACUGUUCAGGGCCUGUGGGGGACCGCCAAGAAAUCCAAGAGGCAGUGGCACAUGUGUGUCUGGGUCUCAGGAGAGGGCUCUGGGCUGGAGAGGAAGAUGGUGAGUGGCGGGGGGAUAGGCGCUGGUCGAAGGCAAGAGAGGGAAUAGAUGACCUCGGGUGUUUGUGUAGCAGGAGAGGGUCGAAGAGCGAACUCUGGGGGCAGGUUCAUCUUUCAUGGGGGGUAGAGGGAGGCGGACCUGCAGAGGAGCUUGAGUAGCGUCAGCCAGAGAGGCAAGAGGAAAACCAGGAGAAAAUUACUGUCCUGUGUCACACGGUGGGAGUGGCCACGGGCAUGCCGGCUGCAGAGGACAAGGAAGAUCAUGCGGAGGAGUGUCCAGUGGAUGGAGAGGGUCGGGGAGCCCUGGUGACCAUGGCAAGGACCCUGUCCCUGGAGCGGGGGUAGGGGAGGGAUGGCCCAGAGUUGGGGGGGAGGUGGAGGGAGGGGAGGGUUAAAUUUGGGCAAUGCUAAGAAGGCAGCUGUGAAGGGGAAAUGGGGGGGGGGUGUCUAAAAAGCUGGAAGAGAGCGGUGGUUGAGUCCACUCGCAAUCUCCCCAGUCUAGAAGGACAGAAGAGAGAACAGAGCCAGAAGGGGGGCUGGGGAAAGGUUGUGGAAAGAGCUGAUAAGGGUCUGUGUCCGGGAGGGAGACAGUCCCCCGGGGUCCCAGAAGCCCCUAUCAGGCUGGCAUUUCCUCCCCAUCCCCACCCCCUUCCUGCCCUGACCAGGCCGUCCCUGGAGCUGGAAGGGAGAAGGACCCAGUCACAGCCUGAAGAAGCUCUGCAUCUCCGGAGGUCUUUUUUGCCGGCCAGUCCCCAUGCCUCUCCUCCUCUUGCUGCUCCUGCUGCCAGGCCCGUCACACCCCCACUCCAUCUGUGAGGUCACCAAAGUGGCCAGCCAGGUGGAAAUGAACUGUGAGAACAAGACGCUGAAGGCGCCGCCUCCAGAUCUGGAAGCAGAAACCACCAACCUCCACCUGGGUGAGAACCCGCUGGGCACCUUCUCCACCUCGUCCCUGGUGUAUCUGCCUCGCCUCACGCAGCUGCAUCUGGGGAAGUGCCAGCUGACCCGCCUGCAGGUGGACGGGAAGCUGCCGCGCCUGGAGACCCUGAGGCUCGCCCACAACAAGCUGAAAAGCCUGCCCUCACUGGGCCAGGCGCUGCCGGCGCUGGUCACCCUGGACGUCUCCUUCAACGAGCUGGCCUCCUUGUCUCCUGGCGUCCUGGAUGGCCUGAGCCACCUCCAGGAGCUCUACUUGCGGGGCAACAGGCUGAAGACUCUGCCCCCUGGCCUCCUGGCGCCCACCCCGAAGCUGAAGAAGCUCAACCUGGCAGAAAACCAGUUGAAGGAGCUGCCCCCCGGGUUGCUGGAUGGGUUGGAGGAACCCGACACGCUCUACCUCCAAGGAAACUGGCUGCGCACGAUCCCAGAGGGCUUCUUCGGGAGCCACCUCCUGCCUUUCGCUUUCCUCCACGACAACCCCUGGCUCUGUGACUGCGCGAUUCUCUAUUUCACACGCUGGCUGCAGACCAACAACGUGUACGAAUGGAAGGAGGGCGUGGACGUCAAGGUCAUGACACCCAACGUGCGGAGUGUGCGCUGCAGCAACUCGGACCCGGCCGAGUUCGUCUACACCUACAAAGGGGAGGGCUGCCCCACCCUGAGCCCUGAGGACAGCCUAGACUAUGACGUCUACGAUGACGAGGUGCCUGCCGCCAAGGCUGCGCCUGCGAGCACCUCGUCCCGCCACACCUGGGCCCCCACCACCUCCUGGGGCCUGCUUUACUCUGCCCCUACUACGCCCCUACACAACCACACGCCCUACUCGCCUUCAACUGAGGAAGAGGCCACAGCCCCAAGGGCUGCAGGAACCACCAUGUCCUUUGCAACUCUAGAACUCAGCCCAGAGCCCCUCACAACCACCCCAGAGCCCCUCACAACCACCCCAGAGCCCCUCACAACCACCCCAGAACCCCUCACAACCACCCCAGAACCCCUCACAACCACCCCAGAGCCUCUCACAACCACCCCGGAGCCCCUCACAACCACCCCGGAGCCCCUCACAACCACCCCAGAGCCCCUCACAACCACCCCGGAACCCCUCACAACCACCCCGGAGCCCCUCACAACCACCCCGGAGCCUACAACCCCGACAGCCCUGGAGCCCCGCACAACCCUGAAGGCCCCAGAGCCAACCAUAUUCUUAACUUCCACAGGACUCCCUAGUGCCUUAGAAUUCACCGUGACCACCAGCUCUGAAUAUGUCAACCUCUCGAAGUCCUUCGGGCUGGCCCCAGAGAACCUGGACAGCUCAAGAAACGACCCUUUUCUCAACUUGGACUCUUGCUGCCUCUCCCUGGUCUUCUAUGUCUUGGGUCUCCUCUGGCUCCUGUUUUCCUCUCUGAUCCUCAUCCUGCUGCUGAUCUGGGUCCGGCAGGUGAAACCACAGGCCCUGGCCACAGCCACGCACACCACGCAUCUAGAGCUGCAGAGGGAAAGGCAGGUGACGGUGCCCCGGGCCUGGCUGCUUUCCCUCCAAGGCUCGCUCCCCACUUUCCGCUCUAGCCUCUUCCUGUGGGUGCGGCCUAAUGGCCGCGUGGGGCCUCUGCUCCGGGGGCGGCGGCCCUCAGCCCUGAGUCAGGCUCGUGGUCAGGACCUGCUGGGGACAGUGGGCUUUAGGUACUCAGGCCACAGCCUCUGAGGAUGGCUGAUUUGGGGACCCGAGAGAGGCUCUCAUAGGUCUUCCUAUUGGGAUCCAGCGGGGG
Molecule: messenger RNA, 3394 nt
Organism: Sus scrofa (pig)
Lineage: Eukaryota; Metazoa; Chordata; Mammalia; Artiodactyla; Suidae
Gene: GP1BA
Product: glycoprotein Ib platelet subunit alpha
Biological process (GO): long-term memory
Cellular component (GO): plasma membrane
Molecular function (GO): protein binding
Source: RefSeq, a predicted model, not a curated record